AAGUUUGUUGGGAAGAGUUUGCGCUCAUUGGGAUAGAGAGACACACACACACACAAUUGGGAGUCCGGAGAGAGAAGAAGGAAAGAGGAAAGUUUCCGCUUCUGUCUUUUUAUCCAGAUACUUUCGGUGCGCCUUUUGGAAGGAAAAACACGGACAGCAAACUCUGAAGCCUGCGCGCUGAAUUUGGAGACUCGUUUUGUGGUGGAAAGAGUGUCAGGGUGAGAUAUUGCUCGGAUUUGGAUGUGAAACGCGGACCAGGGUGUGAGACAGAGCCGAAGGAAUGUAUCGUAACCGGGCAGCGGUGCGGCAGUGGAGAUGUCCAGCCUGCGCUCUCUGCGUCUCUCUGCUGCUCCAGUGCGUCCUGGCGCUCAGCGCGUCUGGAUCUGAGCUCGCCCAGGACCUCAGUGUACACGCUGCCACCACAUGGAACCAAACAGACGUGCCCUUCAUCCGCCUUGAGGCUCCCAUGAACAACAUCACCACAUCUCUGGGUCAAACAGCCGAGCUUUUUUGCCGGGUGUCCGGGAACCCGACGCCUACGGUGCGUUGGCUGAAGAAUGAUGCCCCUGUUGUGCAGGAGCCAAGGCGGGUCUCCUACCGAACCACGCAGUACGGAUCCCGCCUGCGUAUCCGCGACCUGGACACUACAGACACAGGCUACUUCCAGUGCGUUGCCAGCAACGAUCAUGGCUCCGUUUCCACAACUGGGGUGCUGUUUGUCAAAUUUGAUCCACUCCCCACACCUCUGUCAGGAAGACCAACGGUGGAUCUGAAUGAAGAUGGAUUCUGCCAGCCCUACAGAGGCAUAGCCUGUGCUCGCUUCAUCGGAAACCGCAGCAUCUACGUCGAUUCCCUGCAGAUGCAGGGGGAGAUUGAGACUCAGAUCACAGCUGCCUUCACCAUGAUCGGAACUUCCAAUCACUUGUCCGAUCGUUGCUCCCAGUUUGCCAUCCCUUCCCUUUGCCACUUUGCCUUUCCAACAUGCGACCGUACCUCAGGCAUUGACAGGCCUAGGGACCUUUGUAAGGACGAAUGUGAGAUACUGGAGAACGAUCUAUGCAAGACUGAGUACAUCAUUGCCCGUUCCAACCCCAUCAUACUGAAGAGCCUUAAACUGCCCAACUGUGAGGAGCUGGCUGCCUCUGACAGCCCGAAGGCUGCCAACUGUUUACGGAUUGGGAUCCCCAUGGCUGAGCCCAUCGAUAAAAGUCACAAGUGUUACAACAACACUGGAGCAGAUUACAGAGGCACCGUGAGUGUGACCAAAUCGGGGCGCCAGUGUCAGCCGUGGAACUCCCAGUAUCCCCACAGCCACACCUACCUGGCAGUCCGUUACACCGAGCUGAAUGGGGGGCACUCUUACUGCCGCAACCCUGGGAACAAACACGAGGCCCCCUGGUGCUUCACGCUGGAUGAAGGUGUUCGCAUGGAGCUCUGCGACAUUCCAGUCUGUGACCAUAAAGAUAAGUCCAGUGGCAGCAUGGAGAUCCUUUACAUCCUAGUUCCCAGUGUGGCCAUCCCAUUGGCCAUCGUCUUGCUUUUCUUGUUCAUCUGCGUUUGCCGUAACAACCAGAAGUCCUCCAGGCCUCCAGCUGCUCGUCCACCCAAACCAGUCCGAGGUCAAAAUGUGGAGAUGUCUAUGCUGACAACUCCCUACAAACCAAAGGGUAAAGCCAAAGAACUCCCCAUGUCGGCGGUGCGUUUCAUGGAGGAGCUUGGAGAAUGCACGCUAGGGAAGAUCUACAAGGGUCAUCUCUAUCUGCCAGGCAUGGACCAGGCGCAGCUUGUGGCCAUUAAGACUCUGAAAGAUAUUUCCACCAAUCAGCAAUGGACAGACUUUCAACAGGAAGCUGCUGUGCUGACUGAGCUCCAGCACCCGAAUGUGGUCUGCCUCCUUGGUGUGGUUACGCAGGAGCAACCUGCCUGCAUGCUAUUCGAGUUUCUGCCACAAGGAGAUCUUCACGAGUUCCUGAUUAUGCGGUCGCCGCACUCUGACGUUGGCUGCAGCAGUGACGAGGACGGCACUGUAAAAUCCAGUCUUGAUCAUGGAGACUUUCUGCAUAUGGCCAUACAGGUUGCUGCAGGGAUGGAAUAUCUAGCCAGUCACUUCUACAUCCAUAAAGACCUGGCAGCAAGGAACAUUUUAGUAGGUGAACAGCUGCACGUGAAGAUUUCUGACCUGGGUCUCUCCAGAGAAAUCUACUCCUCUGACUACUACUGCAUCCAGCCUAAGACUCUGCUGCCCAUCCGCUGGAUGCCCCCUGAAUCCAUCGCCUAUGGGAAGUUCACCACAGACUCAGACAUCUGGUCAUUUGGGGUGGUUCUGUGGGAGCUCUUCAGCUACGGCCUGCAGCCUUACUAUGGCUUCUCCAACCAGGAAGUGAUGGAGAUGGUGAGAAAGAGGCAGUUGCUGCCCUGCCCGGAGGACUGCCCACCAAGGUUUUAUGGCUUGAUGACAGAAUGCUGGCAGGAGGGACCAGCUCGCCGACCACGCUUUAAAGACAUCCACAGCCGCUUGCGAGCUUGGGAGGGGCUGUCUUCCCACGCCAGCUCCAGCACUCCCUCCGGUGGAGGAGGCAACGCCACCACUCAGACAACCUCGCUCAGUGCCAGUCCCGUCAGCAACCUCAGCAACCCUCGCUUUGCUACCGCCACCGCUGGAUACCUCUACCCUGCCCAGGCCAUUCCUGCACCGGGGCAGAUGGCGACUAUUCCUGCCUGGACUCCAAUGGCUGUCCCACAAACCCAUCAGCGCUUCAUCCCUGUCAAUGGAUACCCCAUCCCAUCAGGAUAUGCAGCCUUCCCAGCUCACUUUGCCCCUCCAGCUCCACCUACUAGAGUCAUCCAGCACCACCUGCCGCCUCCUAAAAGCCGCUCACCCAGCAGUGCCAGCGGCUCCACCAGCACGGGCCACGUCAGCGGGGUGCCUUCCACCACGGGCUCCAACCACGAGGCCAACACGCCACUCCUCUCUCACUGCGUCACGCCGGGGAACGGCGGGGGUCAGGUUUACGGACAAGUCUCCCAAAAAGGGGUGACGCAAAUUGACCACGUUUCGCAAACUUCAGCUCUGCUCACUCCAGACUCUGAUGUGAUUAUGUACAAUGACUCAGUCAUCACCGCGGACCUGUGAACAGGCCGGGGCAAUGUUCCCUCUCUCUUCCUGCUCCGGAACCUCAUAUGAGACGUUCUGCCUCUCAGCCAGGGAGCGAGAACCACAGCUCAACUUCGGCCUUAGUGAGACCAGACAGGCGCAGGCUUGUUCACACUGCUAAAUGUGCAAAAAAAACAAAAAAAAAACAAACAAAAAAAAAGCAUUGCUGCAGCUACAUAAGUAUUGCAAAGAGAUGUCUGACUGUUUAAAGUGUUCUUAGUAUCAUGGUUUAACAAUGUUGCUAUGGUAACCCUUGUAAAUACAAUACAUUAAAGUGUUGAGUGAAUGAAAAAAAAUACAUAUAAGUAUAUAUUCAAAA
This is a messenger RNA of Cyprinodon tularosa, 3473 nucleotides long. It is a transcript of the gene ror1, whose product is annotated as receptor tyrosine kinase-like orphan receptor 1. The record is from RefSeq and is a predicted model, not a curated record. NCBI's taxonomy places the organism in Eukaryota, Metazoa, Chordata, Actinopteri, Cyprinodontiformes, Cyprinodontidae. Gene Ontology annotation, biological process: positive regulation of canonical NF-kappaB signal transduction; protein phosphorylation; cell surface receptor protein tyrosine kinase signaling pathway. Bases 281 to 3133 code for a protein of 950 amino acids. The transcript is spliced from 12 exons. Gene Ontology annotation, cellular component: signaling receptor complex. Gene Ontology annotation, molecular function: protein kinase activity; ATP binding; protein binding.